CCCCAGUGAAUAGCGUCAGUUUCCUGUUAUUAGCUGACAAGAGUGGCACAUACUGUGGUUUUCUGCUGCUGUAGCCGAUCUGCUUCAAGUCCUCCACAAGGUGUCAUAUUGCAUCCUCUUCUUUGUUGCUGAUGACUGGCUCCUCCCCAGCCAGGACAGCUGAUCCUCUACAGCCGGACUCACCUGUGAAAGCUGCUCCAGCAACAACAGUCACUCUCACCAUCAGCGACCAGAAGAGACCAACUGAACAACUGAGCUCCAGUGGACACCAUGGCCUCUGCUCUCUCUGUGCGCUCGGUGUGGCAGCCAUCCUUCUCCAGCAUCUCUGUGAGGGGCAGUGGACGCAGCAUCCGCUCCAAACCCGCUGUCUCCAAUCUUUCCUCCAUCGGCAGUCUGUCACGCUCCCUCUCUCUGGGCAAUGGCCUCAACGUGCUGGGCUCCAGCCUUUCCAUCAAUGGCCUCAGUGUCAGCAUCAGCGAGAAGGAGACCAUGCAGGGCCUGAACGACAGGCUGGCCAACUACCUGGACAAGGUACGGUCGCUGGAAAAAUCCAAUGCUGAGCUGGAGGUGAAGAUCAAGCAGCUUAUGUUGGAGAGAGCUCCAAAAGGGCACGACAUUGAGGGGAUGAUGGCACAGGCCCAUGCCAUUGGACAGGAGGUGAGAAGGAAGACACUGGAGAAUGCCCGAAUAAUGCUGGAGAUUGAUAAUGCCAAGCUGGCGGCUGAUGACUUCAGGGUCAAAUGGGAGGCAGAGGCCACCUUGUGCCAGUCAGUAGAGAGGGACUGUCAGGCUCUGAGGAGAGCAAAGUCAGAUCACGACCAGAUCAUCGCCACUCUCCGAGGAGACCUGGACAGCCUGAAGGAGGAGCUCUACUUCCUCAAGAAGAACCACCAGGAGGAAAUGAACUCCCUGAAGGCCCGUCUGGACAAUGAGCAGGUGAACGUGGAGGUGGAUGCGGCUCAAAGUCCUGAUCUUGGGGCCAUCUUGGCUGAACUCAGAGUCCAAUAUGAGGGUAUUGUUCGCAAGAACAAGGAGGAGGCUGAGUCUUGGUACCUGAAGAAGUUAGAGGCAGUACAGUCGGAGGUCAAAGAAAGCAACGAGGCUUUGCGUUGUGCGCAAAGUGAGCUCGGUGAGAGGCGGCGUUUCCUUCAGGCUCUAGAAGUUGAGCUUGAGAGCGUUCGUAAACAGGUUAGCGUUUUAGAGGGAAAUCUCGGAGAAUCGGGACACAAGUACUCUGUGGAGAUGGACCGUCUUCAGGCCGUUCUGACACAGCUGGAGGAUGAGCUGUCUCAGAUGCGUUUGGACAUGCAGCGCAACAAGACUGACUACGAGCAAUUACUGCGCAUCAAGCAGAACCUGGAGAUGGAGAUCGCCACCUACAGGAGGCUGCUGGAAGGAGAGGACGUGGUGAAAGAAACUCCACUCCCUCCGCCUCUUAAAAAAGACCCCGAUGUGAGGACUAGGAAGAUUGUGAAAGUCGUCACUCAAACAGUGAUCAAUGGCAAAAUAGUCGAUGAGUCCAGCGAGGUGGAGGAGAUCGAGGAACCCAAAAAAUGAGCCAAAGUGCAUCAGUGUACAGAAGCAAUGUUUCAUAAAUCCAAAGCGUUAGCUGACUGUGGAUCAAAUUAUUGUUUUCUUUAUUAACUUUAUUUAAUCACAGCUAAUAUUAGCCCUGUGAGGGUCAAAUAAUGGCUCCAGCUCUGAACCAACACCUGUUUUUUUGAGAAAUAUAAAAAGGUAUUCUUUCCUAUAUAAUAGCCUUACAUAAAUUGUUUAUACACAUUACUUAAAAUAACUUUUUUCUUCCCACGAUUGCAAAGAAUUUGAAAAAAAAAAAGAAGCAAAAAUGGCAUAUUGUUCUACCAUAGGGUUAGGGUUGUGGUGAUAAGCAGUGAUGAAUAAGACCUCACAAGAUCACUGUGAUUGUCAGUGUAUUGGAACAGGGCUGACCAGAUUCUUCUUCUUCAAUAUUAAAAUAAGUCUGACUAAAGAUUUAUAAUCGCUUCCACACUUGAGGGUUACAGUCAGUUUAGAAAAUGAUGCACUGUGAUGGUCUUUGUUGUGCUUUUCAGUUUUUAAUUCAAAUCCAUGAAGUUUAAUUUUCUUAAAAUGUCUUUAAAUAGGUCAACCCAUUAUUUAAACUUCUCGUCCCUAUUUUCUAAAAUAAAAUGUAAUUAUUAAUAUAUCCUAGUUCUGCAGCAGAAGUAUUCUUUAUGUAAAUCGAAGUACAGAAACCUGUGUUUAAAAAGUACUCUGGUAAAAGUACUCAAAAGUGAAAAAAAUACAGGCUCUGAGAUGUACUAAAAGUACUUUUAGAGGAUAUUUCUACCAGCGAUUUUUGUGCAAAGCUAACUGAAGCUUGUGGUAAUAAUAAAAAUAAUAAUAAAAUUAUGUUAGUAUGUGAGAGUACAAACAAAAUUCCAAUCUGUAUUCCAAUUCUAAUGAAUGUAGUCAGCUUGAAUCUGUUAUGUAGGACACAUCAUCAUCUGCCUAAAAUCAAAUUGGCUACACUUGAUGUAACCCAGUUUGACCAUGAACACAACAGUCACUGGACACCGGUCCAACACACUGCCUCACUGUAAAUUCAUCAGUGUAACUCUCUGAAAAACCUCUGAAACGUACAACAUUAGUUUACCUCAGUGUGUUUCGCAGGAUGUUUCAAAAUAUCAAAGCAUUUAAUUCAUCAGAACACAUCAUAAACAGACCCCAUCCAUCCAUCCAUCCAUCCAUCCAUCCAUCCAUCCAUCCAUCCAUCCAUCCAUCCAUCCAUCCAUCCAUCCAUUCGCUUCCGCUUAUCCUUUUCAGGGUUGCGGGGGGCGCU
Messenger RNA from Oreochromis aureus, 2821 nucleotides. It is a transcript of the gene krt1-c5, whose product is annotated as keratin, type 1, gene c5. Lineage: Eukaryota; Metazoa; Chordata; Actinopteri; Cichliformes; Cichlidae. Gene Ontology annotation, molecular function: structural molecule activity. Bases 271 to 1557 code for a protein of 428 amino acids. The record is from RefSeq and is a predicted model, not a curated record. The transcript is spliced from 10 exons.